AUGGCAGCAGUUCCAGAUCAGUUCGAGGGUUUCAUGAUCCGCGACCACAAGAAGUGGACCGAGUUCACCAAGGAGAAGGUAGCUAGCUCUCUCUCUCAUUGGGAUACCCACCCGACGUCAAAUGUGGAUGCUAACCUCGCGCAGUUCACCCCCAAGACCUUCGAAGAGUAUGAUGUAGACAUCGAGCACGAGUGCUGUGGCGUCUGCGGCUCCGAUGUCCACACCAUCACCGGCGGUUGGGGGGAAACAAACCUGCCCAUCUGCGUCGGGCACGAGAUGAUUGGAAAAGUGCUGCGCGUCGGCUCCAAGGUGUCCGAGUUCAAGGCCGGCGAUCGUGUGGGCGUGGGCGCGCAGGUCCAGUCGUGCAUGAAAUGCGCGCAGUGCAAGUCCAACAACGAGAACUACUGCCCCCAGAUGGUCGACACGUAUGGUGCGCCGUAUAACGUCGGCGGCGGGAACCCGAGCAAGGAGGCCGGUGGCCCCAUGAAGGACAAGGACGGCAAUCAGAUCUUCGCGCAGGGCGGGUACAGUAGUCACUCGAGGGUGCACGAGCAGUUCGUGUUCAAGAUCCCGGACAACAUUGCCUCGACGGAUGCGGGACCGAUGAUGUGCGCCGGCCUGACGGUGUACUCGCCGCUGAAGCGAGCUGGGUGCGGACCGGGAAAGAAGGUUGCGAUUCUGGGCAUCGGGGGCCUCGGUCAUUUUGGGAUUCUCUGGGCUCGUGCCAUGGGCGCUGAGGUCUGGGCCCUGUCCCACACCUCGUCCAAGGAGCCCGAAGCCAAGCAGCUCGGGGCGCACCACUUCGUGUCGACGCAGGCGAAGGACUGGUUCAAGCCGCUGGCCUUCACCUUCGACUUCAUCCUCAACGCGGCGGACAUGACGAACGAGUUCGCGCUCAAGGACUACAUGUCGACGCUAUCGGUCAACGGCUGCUUCCACAACGUCGGCCUGCCCGACAAGCCGCUGCCGGAGAUGAUGGCGCAGGACUUUACCAGCAACGGAAGCACGAUCGGCGGCUCGCACCUGGGGAGCAAGCAGGAGGCCAUGGAGAUGCUGCAGCUGGCCAGCGAGAAGAACAUCAAGCCCAUGACGGAGCUGAUUGACAUCUCGGAGCAGGGGUGCGCGGCGGCGGUGCAGAAGGUCAAGACGAACGAUGUGCGGUUCCGCGUCACGCUGACGGGCUUCCACCAGGCGUUUGGGACGGGGAAGAAGUGA
Molecule: messenger RNA, 1215 nt
Organism: Drepanopeziza brunnea f. sp. 'multigermtubi' MB_m1
Lineage: Eukaryota; Fungi; Ascomycota; Leotiomycetes; Helotiales; Drepanopezizaceae
Source: RefSeq, a predicted model, not a curated record